This is a messenger RNA of Neopelma chrysocephalum (saffron-crested tyrant-manakin), 1348 nucleotides long. It is a transcript of the gene CCL20, whose product is annotated as C-C motif chemokine ligand 20. Lineage: Eukaryota; Metazoa; Chordata; Aves; Passeriformes; Pipridae. The coding region runs from base 572 to 874 and encodes 100 amino acids. Gene Ontology annotation, molecular function: chemokine activity; CCR chemokine receptor binding. The transcript has 5 exons. The record is from RefSeq and is a predicted model, not a curated record. Gene Ontology annotation, cellular component: extracellular region. Gene Ontology annotation, biological process: positive regulation of GTPase activity; lymphocyte chemotaxis; cellular response to interleukin-1.
CAAUGUGUUCUAGAGCUCAAGCUGUUUACAGUUCUAGAAAGAGUUACUGGCAGUCUGUGAAGGAUGAUCGUGUUCCUGAGCUCUGCUUCAAGAGAAGCCACUUACAGCUCAGGUUACUCUAUAAGCAGCUGGAGCUGGUAGCAGCUCCUGUGUACACUGGCCGACCGGGACAUGGCCUGCAGCCAACCCAUUAUUUUCACACAGAUCCCUAAACAGCACGGGAAAGUACCGUCCUUCAGCGGCAGCUCAAACAGUGUGCUUGCAGUGAUGACAGAGCCUCUCCCCGGUGGUUUCUCCAGAGCCAUGUGAGGCAAUUGUAAGAUUCCGUGUUUUUGUUGAAUGUUCAGGAGUCACAGUACUCAGUACCAGGAAGGUGUGCUGGGGCCAAAUCAGGCACGAUGGAAUUUGCCGUGGGGAAACCCGGCACUGAUGACAGUGGAACCCGCCCGCGUGUGAAUUCCCGUGGCUCCUGCCACCCCUUUAUAAGCAGGUGGAGGUGAGGCAGGGCUGGCAGAACAGGCAGGCAGCAGCCGAGCACUCACUGGAGCACAGCUGUGUGUGUGGACUGGGAAUGGCUGGCUUUAGCAGCAAGAGCAUGGUCCUGGUCUCCCUGAUGGGGCUCCUGGUGCUGCUUCUGUGUGGCACCUCCGAAGCACACAACAAUCAUGAUUGCUGCCUGUCUUACACCAAAGUGCGUCUGCCUCGGUGGGCCCUGAAGGGUUACACUGAACAGCUCUCCAGUGAAGUCUGCGAUAUCCCUGCAAUCAUUUUCCACACCAACAGUGGGCUGAAGGCCUGUGUAAAUCCUAAUGAAGGCUGGGUGAAGAAGCAUCUUCUUUUCCUCAGCCAUAAGCUCAAGAAGAUGUCAGUCUGAUAUGGUUUCCAGCUAGGAAAUAAACACAGACGUGGCUGAAGAAUCACCAGGUUCAACCUCUUGGUUGAGAUUGUCUUGUACACUGUUGUGUGCUUGCUCACCUCCAACUCAGGCUUCUUUGGAACUGUGGAACUUCUCCAGUUGAUUCAUAUUGCAUCUCCGGUUUGCUUGAAUUAAGCAUUUUGUUACAGUUUCUAUUUUUACUAAUAUGUGAACUAAUAUGGCAUGAUAUUAUUUAGUAAAGGCUGCCUUAAGCUGUUGUACAGAGUAUUAAGUUUAUUGCAUGUUGUUUUUGUUUUGUUCCACAUGUGUAAAGUGGCUUAUUUAUUCUAUUUAUUUUAUUACUGUCUUGUGCCAAAAUGUUUCCUUUUAGCUGUAGUUAGCAUUAUAAUACUUCUUGAACUAUUGUUAAAGAAAGUCUGCCUGUGGAAAAAAAAACAUGGAAAUUGGAGUUUAAAAAAAAUAAAUGUUAAA